CUGCUGGAUAAAGGCCUUCUGACAUUGUCACGUCCAUAAUGGUAUUCGCGAUGCAACCAUUCAUCUCGCUCCUGCACGUCAUCUCAUCACUCCAUCUCCAUGGUGACCAUUCUCUCAGGGAUUGAUGGUAUGGGCUCACCCUGCUGCCGCAUCAGCAGAAAUCGACAACAAUAAUGCUGCAGAAGACGAUAGAGACAGCGCGAUGUCAUUUGAAGCAAUCUGAGAUGUGGAGCAGAAAAACAAACCUUGUUACAAAUACACUGGCUUCUGGAGGUCACGUGAGCAGCACACUGAGUGAGAUUACUAUGGACAAAGGUUCUGCAGUCGCACACAGUCUCACAAAGGCUGUGCAAACAGCUUGUGCAGAGAUAAAUUGCCCAGGUGGAAAUCGUUCAGGGAAAAUGAAUGUGCUUUCAAUUGUAGAGGAGCGCAGUAGUAAUUUUCAGAGUCCAGCAAACGGAGAAGAGAGUGUGACUUUACGGAGCGAAGGUGGUUACAUGCGAAUGGGUAAGAAGGACAUCUACAGGUGUCUGGAAUAUGAUACAUGUGAGGACAGCAGUCCAUGUUUGAUGAGACCCAGAAUUGAAGAGAAUAUUCAUUUAACGUCAUCAACGAAUACACAUCCAUCAUUGUCCAAUGGGGAUAUAACACAAAAGGAAACACAUACUCACAACGUGGAAAGCAUUCAGCUUCUUCUUCACAAUGAAAUACAUAGCACUGGCACAAUGGACGCUGAGCAUGUGGUACAACAUUUCAGUGGACAUUUUAGAAAGACAUGGCAAGGUCAAGACAGUCUAAUUGUGGAUAACUUGAGCCGUAAUUUUGAAUUGAUACCAUGUCAUGAAGGGAUCUCGAAUUAUUCAGGGUGUGAUGUUAACAUAACUCAAUCCAUAGCUGGCAUGGUUGAGGAAGACGCUAAUUUUAACACUUUCACUGUGAAGGGCAUUCCCAUACCACUCUUGCCUGUGCAUGACAUUCCUCUUGCUUUUGAGAUCAAGAGCACUGAUAGUGUCAAGCUGAUCACCGAGAAUAGUUUUGUGCCUUAAAUAAGCAAACAAGUGAAAAGGCUCAAUUGAGAAAAAUAAAUGACCCCAUUGAGGCAAUGGAUGAUCUGUCACAGCUGGAGCAGGUCAAUGAGGAAGCCAUUCUGCACGUCCUGCACUCUCGCUAUAAGCAAGAUAUUAUAUAUACGUACAUUGGACCUGUACUAGUGGCCGUGAACCCAUACAAAAGCAUCCCAGGUCUGUACGGUGCCACUCAACUCGGCCACUACCUCCACCACCGGCUUGGAGAGUUGCCCUCCCACAUCUAUGCCAUGGCCAGUGAGCUCUACCGGGGGUUGUGGAGUCGCACCCGUGGCCAGUGUGUGCUCAUCAGUGGAGAGAGCGGCGCCGGAAAGACCGAGAGUGCAAAGCUCCUCCUGGGCUGCCUCACAGCCGCCACCCGAUGCUGUGCUGCGUUGGGCCGAGGAGAAGGAGGUUGCGGGCCAGGGCUGCCAGCUGCCAGAGGUCAGAGGGUCACUGCAGUCCAGCAGGCCCUCGUAGAGUGCGGGCUGGUAUUGGAGGCCUUUGGGAAUGCACGCACAGCUCACAACGACAACUCGAGCCGCGUGGGGAAGCUUGUCCAGCUGCACUUCUCACGUGCGGGUUUCAUACAGGGUGGCGUCGUGCUCGACUAUCUACUAGAAAAGACUCGUGUGGUCCAGCAGAACCCAGGAGACAGGAACUUUCACAUAUUUUAUGCUCUUCUGGCUGGAGCCUCAAGCCAACAGAUGGAGCGGCUCUACUUUUCGGAUGUUGGUUGCCAUCGCUAUCUCAACCAGCAGGACUGCAUUCUUUCCGAUAAGGACACGUUCAACAGAGUAUCGUCGUCCCUGCAUGCGCUCGGCCUCCAAGAGGGCCAGGUGGACGAGCUGUGGAAGCUCAUGGCCGGGAUCAUACACCUGGGGAACAUGACCUUCACCAACGUGGGGGGCGCGCAACUCGACCUCCGCAACCCGGAGCUGGGACGCGUGGCGGAGCUUCUUCAUGUGGAACCCACGUUGGUGGUAGAGGUCCUUACACGUCGCUCCAUCAUCCUACGUGGAGAGGACAUUCGCACGCGACUCUCAGUGCAACAGGCCGAGGAGUACCGGGACUCGCUGGCCAUGGCCUUGUACUCACGCUGCUUCUCAUGGCUCCUGGGCCACGUAAACAAUCAAAUCCAUGGCCCGCGUGACUUCCAUUCCAUUGGCAUCCUCGAUAUCUUCGGGUUCGAGAACCUUAAGGUCAACCGCUUUGAACAGUUUAACAUAAAUUAUGCAAACGAGAAACUGCAAGGAUACUUCAACAAGCAUAUGUUUUCUGUGGAGGAGCAAGAGUACAAAAGGGAAGGUAUUGAGUGGAAAGAAAUACCAUGGAUGGAUAACAAGGAUUGUCUCGAUUUGAUUGAAGAGAAGUUGGGAGUUUUGGCCCUCAUUAAUGAAGAAAGCUUGUUCCCUCGCGGGACUAAUAACACUCUUCUGAACAAACUCCACCACCACCACUCAAUGAACUCGUGCUACAUCAAGCCUCGUAUGGAGAGCCGGAGCUUCGGUAUCCGACACUACGCAGGAGAGGUGUGCUAUAUGACUGUGCAGGGCUUUGUGGAGAAGAACCGAGAUGAUUGUCACGAGGGCGUCCUGAACCUUCUUCUUCAGAGCCGAUCUGGGUUUGUUUGGAAGCUGUUUGGAGACAAAGCAUCCGGCAGAGGGGAGACCCUGAGACCAUCCCAACGCAAGCCCACCCUCCUCUCUCAAUUCAAGGAUUCUCUGCGUGCCCUCAUGGUCAUGCUCAGCUCUGUGCACCCAUUCUUUAUACGAUGCAUCAAGCCCAACCGCCACAAGAUGCCAGAGCAGUUUGACCAGGCGAGCGUGCUGGGCCAGCUGCGCUUUUCUGGCGUGCUGGGCAUGGUGCAUCUGCGUCAGGCCGGCUUCCCAGCUCGAAGAGACGUCCACGAAUUUCACAACAGAUACCGUGUGCUGAUGAGGAAGCUAGCGCUGCCGGAGGACACGCGGAGCCGCUGUGCCUCGUUCCUGCGCGUUUAUGACAGUUCGGAAACACAGUGGCAGCUUGGCAAGAGCAGGGUGUUUAUGCAUGAGGGUUUGGAGCGGGAGCUGGAGCGACAGCGCAACGAGGAGUGGCACAGGGCGGCCACAGUCAUCCGUGCCCACGCGCUCGGCUACGCCACACGGAAGUGGUACAGGACUGUGCUGCAGAGUGUGCUGACCAUUCAGAGGAGCUACCGCACCCACCGUUGGCGGAGGCGCUACUUGCUGCCCACAGCCGCCAGCGCCUUCCCAGGGACAGGCGCCAUCCCUUCGUGCUGCUUGACUCCAUGUGUCGCCUCCACACCGGGCGUGGAGUUUGCGUGUCCGCCAAGCGCAGCCAAUCUGGAUUAUCAAGGCACAGCAGAGAUUACAACGCCAUCCGUCCUGACGGAUGAGAACAUUCCUAUUGAACUCAAUGACAACACCAACACCUCUCACAUGGGUACAGAGUCGCUCGCCAUUGAAGACGUGGAGGAAGCCACGGUGUUAAGAAUGGAGGAAAGUCCUGUCCCAGAAGUUUUGACUACUGAUAAUGAAUCCGUGUACUUGAGAAGUCAUAAAAACCACUUGGUGUUGCCUGCAAGAGAAAUGGCCACUGACACUUUUCAAACAGACAUUGGUGGGUCAGGGCAAUCUGAUGAGAUGGCAGAGUUUGGUAUCUUUAUUGGCUCUUCAAAUUACCUAAACCUGAAUGUGGGGCAGAAGAAUGAUACUGUGAUUACAAGGGUUUCCGACAGUUGUCAUGAGGAUGGUACCUUAGCUUUUCCAGAUAUGCUGCACAUGAAACAAGCUGAAGAGUUCCACUUGUUAGAGUUGCCUCUUGACAAGGAACCGAUGGCCCAGCCACUUCGAGGCACAAUUUCGGGAGUGCAAUGUAAUCAAACAGGUUUAGAUGUUGACGUUACCAAAGCAUUUCAACUUUUGCAGGUUAAUGUGACUCUGCCGCAUUGCACUGAAUGUUUUCCUGACAUUCAACCCAUUGCCAUUGGAUCACAGAGCAUAUCCGAGAAUUGCAGCGAGCAGGAGCAAUGCUCUGCUGGUGGGCAGACUGAAGUGGUCUCACCAUACAGCUCAGAGGAGCAUGGCCCCCCACUGCUGGGUGCAGAGGAGGCCAUGCGGCUUGACGCCGAGGCCACCAGGGCAGGCCACGAGUUUUUGGAGUCUCUGCGUUUUGACGACAUCUUCCACAGCAUUGAAGAGUCUCUUGAAGGAAACGUAGCACAGGCUGUGUGUCCACCUUUGCCUGCUCUACAGAGCAGCAAGUCCAGUUUCGCUACAGAAGUCACCGGAAAGAAUCAUGGCUUACAUCAAGAAAAUGAGGGACCACUGGAGAACGAGUAUGCUGAAAUCCCAGAGCUUGAGCUGACGACACCUGCCGCACAUGGUGCAUCCACUGCUGUUAAUGAAACUGGCAGAAAUGAGGAGGAUGAGGACGAGGGUUUUGGAGCUGAGGAGGAGGUGUUGUUCCGUGAUGCCACCUUGCUGUCGAAGCCCACAGCUAUCAGAUUGGAUGUGGUCGAGCAGCUGAGCGAUCAACGAACGAGCGGCGCUCACACCUGCAGCGAGAUGGACUUUUCUUCUGAAGAGCAGCUUUACGCAAACGAAACCAUGGAUGUCGGCAUUGCCAAAGCGGCAGUGGCUUCAGCCCUCUCCUCGCCCCAAGCCUGUGACGCUGCAGUUGUGCCCAGCGCCCCGUACUGGUAUGAGCUGGCAUCCGAACUAGACUCCCAAACCCACGUGUACGAGAUGGUGCCACCACCGGCCGCAGUGCCCCCCGCCACGUGCAACCCCCUCAUCCAGUAUGCCAUGGUGGAUAACAAGCGAGUGAGCGACUCUGGAUUCUUCAGCAAUCGCCCUGCCGACCCGGCAGACAAGGGCAGCGAAGCUUCCACCGAGCCGGGCUCCCCCCACACGAACCCAGACGAGGAGAACGUUUACUCUACGGUGGAGAACCACGAUGCAGUGUUCACUUGCAGCACCACGUUUCAGGUGCCGCAGAACAGUCGGCCGGUGACGCUGGACUGCACCUACCGCUUCUCCUUCGGCUCUGGCACCAAGUCUGCCAGAGCCAGGGGAAGCUCCGAAGGAACGGUGAAGGGAAACGUUUCGGCUUUUGAGAGGGAAGGCAUUAAGGACGCCUUAAUCUCACCCAGUGUAACGGAUACCCAAAACAGGAGCUGCAAAGGGGAACUGUACCGUAACAGCAUGUGCACGGACCAGGGGAGCUUCAGAGAGGAUUUCUCCCGAAAUAACUCGGCCACAGGAUGGGGCAACCCAAGGGAACAGUUGUCAUCGUUUGAGAGUGAGGGGGAGUGCGUGGUGCGAGGCGGUGUGUCGGACGAAGAGUCCAUACUGCAGGGCGAGUCCGUCUACAGCAGCAUCGGUCCCCCCUUCUACCAGGGUUUCCUCUCUCUCCAGGAGAGCCUGGCGGCUGCGUGGAAGCGGCGAUGGUGUGUGCUGAGCGAGGGCACCUUCACGUGGUUCCGCACGCGCCGGGAGGCCACGCUGUCCGGGUGGCUGGACAAGCAGGGACAGGGGCGGCCACCGCUGCGUCUUGCUCGCCGCAGCUGGAAGCGCCGCUGGUUCGUGCUGCAGCCCUCCGGCCUGGCAUACUACGACAAUGAUCGUGAGGAGAGGCAGCGUGGUACCAUCGAUCUCGCGUCUGUGAGGGAGGUGUUUGGUGACGAGCACAGGGAGAACUGCUUCGACGUCAUAACGGAGGAUCGCACCUACCGCCUGCGCGCUCCGUCCCAAGAGGAUGCCAGUCGGUGGCUCGGCCUCCUGGAACGAGUGCGAGGCGCCACGGAAGGUCAACUCCAGAAAAUGUUCCAGGAGUCGUCUGACCCCAACUCAGCCCUGGGCUCGCUGGAGGCUGGCAUGCUCGAUGAGGCUUACGCAGAUGCAGACGAUCCUGACAGACCACAUACGUUUGCACUGGUGUCUGGCUCGCGCACGCUAUUCUGUAAUGCGGACACUGCGGAUGAUAUGCAGCGCUGGCUGAUGCUUCUGCAGCGAAGCAAAAGGGACAUUCCUGGCGACGGCGGCAACAUUCUGCGAGGCUGGUUGUACAAGGCCUCGGAUGCGAGUUCCCUCGUCCCCACGGGGAGGGGUCUCCAGGGGCCCCUGCGGGUCUCGUGUCCUCGGCUGCGGCGGCGCUGGUUCGUGCUCACGGCGGGCGCGCUCGAGUACUACCGUGGCAGCGAGGCGAACGCUCCGCGUGCCGGCUGCCUCGUGUUGACCCCGAUGUGCUCCGUCUCCCCGCUUGACGGAACCCAGCAGGGCCGCACCGGGAACUGGAGCUUCACGGUGUACGGGCGAAGGGACUCGUACACGCUGUACAGCCGGCAGCAAGGAGAGGCGACCCGCUGGGUCCAUGCCAUACAGAGGGCCAUUGACAGCAAGGGGUGCGCAGAUACGCCAACCUCAUUGCUCAUCCAAGACAUCGCUGAGAGUGGUGACGACCCCGACCUGGUGGAUCGCACAUGCACGCGAAACCCGAUACUGCGCUACUCUCCCCGCGCACUGCUCUCCCCUCUCCUGCCGCUCCCCUAUGGCGACAACCACUCCAAUCCAUAUGGGUACAGCUCUCUCUCGGAGGAGGCCGUGCGUCUGUCCCUGUGUCUCCUGGAACUGGAGGGAGUGCGGGAUCCCACGCCCAUGGUCCAGGGCAUCCUGCAGACGUGCUGGGACCUGAUCCCUCUCCGGGACGAACUCUACUGCCAAUUGGUCAAGCAGACAAUGACUUGGGAGGGGGUGGAUGGGCCCACAAUGGGUGGGUGGGAGGGCAAGGGGGACGGCAGCCUCAACCUCCGAGUAUGGCACCUCCUGGCGUGUACCAGCUGCACCUUCGCGCCCAGUCACGCUGUGCUGCGGUACCUCCACUUGCACCUGCGGCGAGCACUUGAGCGGAGCCGAGACCAGGAGCUCUGCCGGUACGUGGCCUUCACAUGGACUGCACUGCAGUGCAAGCUGUGCCGGCAAAGCGUCCCCUCCCGCGACGAAAUCCAAGCCCUGGCCGAAGGCCGAGAAAUCAGCACCACCAUAUUCUGCCAUGGAGGGGGCUCCUGCCCAAUCUCGAUCACCUCGCACGUCACUGCAGGCGAGGUGGUCGCUCGGCUGCUGCGAGGACUCAAGAUGGAGGGCAGCUGUAGCAAGUUUGCACUGUUCGAAUGUGGCCCGGACGGGGAGCGAGCCAUCGAGGAGAACGCCCUCCUCGUAGACAGUCUGGCCAGGUUUGAGAGGCUGGCAGCAACCAGGGAGGGUGUGGAUAAGAACCAGUGGAAAAUUUUCUUCAAGCUCUACCUUGUUUUGGACACUGUUGUGGCUCAGGAAGACAGCAUUGAAAUGGCAUUCAUGUUUGAGCAGGCCCAUGACAGCAUGGCCCGGGGACGAUUCCCAGUGAGUGGCGAGACCCUGCAGUGGAUGGCGGCGCUCAGGCUGCAGUUUGUUCACGGCAACUGUGCCACCGUGGAGACCGAAGCGUCGAGUUGCGUCACCAACUCCCCGCUUGAGAUGCACCUGGAGGACUUCUACCCCACGGGCCAUUCACAGAUGUUCCUCUCCAGCUCCAUUAGCACCCUCGCUACCUCUACCGGCACGCCCACUACCCCAGCAUCACCAGUCACACCUGGCAGUGUGAGCCGGCCGUUCACAUUCUCCCAGGACAUGGUUCCAACACCUCCCGACUCUACUGCUGUACGGGUUGUGGAGAGGAGCACACGGGGUGAAGGGUUGCUUAGGAGAAGCUUGCGCGAGGCUGCCGGAUCCUUCUUGCGCUUGAGGAGGUCCCGUCGGGACCGGCAGGAGCGGGCAGACCAUGAUGCCAGGGGGCAGCUGCUGACACUGCGAGCCGAUAUUCUGGCCAAGUGGCGGCUCCUGCACGACACGGACCCUGAGCAGGCCGUUGCCAAGUACAUGCAGCUGGUGCGGCAGUGGUCGGGUUACGGUGCCACUCUCUUUGAUGUGCAGUGCACGGAUGGGCAGUUCCCGCGUGAGCUGUGGCUGGCCGUCAGCUUGAAGUCCUUGUCGGUGUACGUGCGGGGCCAGGCCGAGCCAAUUGUUUCUUUCCCGUACGAACGAAUUCUCUCCUUUGGGGCGGCGCCCCCAGCCGAUGAUGCACACCAGAGCCUGAUCUCCACCCCCCUCCUUCCCACCUUCCAGCUAAUCAUUGAUGGACAAGAGAUUAUCUUCCAAACCAAUGAGGUGGCAGAAAUCUCCAAGUUAAUGGAGGCUUAUAUCAAUGUCAUCAUGCGUAAAGGGGAAAGCGUGCACUCGAAGAGCCAACUCUGUAAAAGUUAACCUAGGGAACGCAGAGUAAUUUAAUUUCAUAAGAUGUAUUGAGGUUACUUCGCCUAGCACCCACGUGUGGGUCUUUCAGGUGGGAGCCCAUUGACACGAGUCUCUUUUUGCAGGGGAGAUCUGGGAUGCUAAAUAAAGAAUGUACAAAUGUUGCAGUAGAAUGAGUAAAACAAUGCCAAAUAGGACGCAUGUCUCAGUGGUACCAAUCUAUGAGAUAUAUUCCUGCAUUGUUACUGCUCAGCCUCCUUCCAACUCGUGACAGACGAUUGUCUUUGCGGUUGUUAAAUAAAUAUAUUUUAUUUGGUUCAAUUAAGUUUUAAUCAGUUCAUACCUCUACCCGAUCCGCUGGAAAUGAAAACUCAACACAAACAAACUGUAUAAAGCCUCAUGUUUGAAAUACUGGGAACAGUGCACCUUGGUAAGUGCCUUAUCCACAUGGUUUACAAGUAUGUGUAAAUUCCUGAAAUGAAAGAGGUUCCACAAAGCAACAUGAUGGAAUGAACUUGAAAUUGAGCCCAAAGUCACUAUUUGAUGUGCUUGAGUAUGUAGUCGACACCGCUGUACUGUAGGAUUGAUAGUGCUGUAUAUGUUGGGCAAUAAAUUGAGAAUUAAGUGUUGUUGGGUUAUUCAUUGAAAACUAAGUUUUCAUUUGAGAAAGCACUUGCUACAGACAUUAACAAGGCAUUACCAAUGAUAUUAAAAUGUAGCCUUUGAAUUUAACUUUGUCCAAAAAAAUAUGAAAUGCAGACAAUUCAAAACCAUACAAAUAUAAACUGAACCUGUGAAAUACUGGUCAUUAAUAAAACUGCAAGUCAUGCUCGCUGCAACAGCUCCAUACCCAAACAGGUGGUAACUGACAAGCCUGAUAUGGCUCCCUAAAGUCGGCCAGCUUUUAUUACCUAAUCAUCUCUACUUUUUAUGCCUGGCAAAACAGAGUUGUACAUGUAAAACGAACCAGCAUAGACUACUUAAAAUCACUUUCCAUCGUUCCCACUGCCAAUGCAGUGUUGCUUUUCACCACUGUUGACUGCUAUAGCCCAACUGUUGAGGUUUAAAAACAUUGCACUCGUAUAUCCUCAUGCAAAGUGCCAGAAAUGAACUAGUGCCUUGCAGCAAUCCCACCAGUCCCUUUAUCGCACAAGGGUCUUUGUCCCAAAAUAGCGCCAGCUGACAAUCGGUUGUUUUAACAGCACCAGGUAGGCUUUAUAUGGUUUACACUGCCAUAGCCUUACUCUUGUUUACAAAGCCAAUACGUUCCUGGGACUCAUCCAGGUUUGGACCGACGUGUGAAAUAUGCUGCUGGCAGCAUUUCUGCAAAAUGAAUUGCAGGGAGUUUACUUAUUUAUUCCCUGUUUUUUGAUAAUCACAUUUUGUAUAAAAAAAACUCGAAUAAAGUAACUUUUUUAUUUAAAUGUUUAAUAGAUAUGUAAAGUGCAAUCGUGUACAGGUGCAUCGCUUGUCCUGGACUUUGGAAUCACACACCAGAGAAGUGGACAAGUUAAGGAAACUAGAAAAAGCCCAAAAAUCUGGCAUUUUGAAAUGCAUUAUUGCACUGUGGAAAUAACAUCUUGUGGAGUUUGGCAUUUUAUAAUUCUUUACAUUUUCCACAAUGUAAUAUCUUGGCAUAACUUGAAUACUGUGCCUAGUUUUGAAAUGGCAUUGAUAACUUUUUCAUAUUCCUGUUUUGCUUGCUUUGUCAAAAAUUGCUUCAACUGCAGUACAAUGCAGCCAUAUUUUGUUUCAGAUGUUUGCCUUAAAUAAAAUAAAGUAUAAAUGUUUGUAAGCCUCCUUUCGUGUGUACACUAACGUAUCUUCCAGCAAGCUUACACAAUACUGUCGUCACAUUAACUGAAAACAAGUAAAAUAUUUAUUUCAGACUUAAGCCUCAAAUGUGUUACUUUUAUUAUUUCCGGUACAACCUCCGUCAAAAUGUUGACGACCCUGUCAAGUUUCGAUUAGGGGGCAAAUUUUUUGCUUCCCAAUUAAGUAAUUUUUCAAAUAUAGAAAACAUCACGUGGCCUAUAUUCGUUUUUAUAUGUGAUAAGAUAUUUAAGCUCCACUAAGAAGCAGAUUGACCAGAAAUACACCCACAGUAAUUUGGAGGCUUUCUGAUCUAUGCUUGGAAAAAGGUCUCCCGACUCGAUUGAGAGGUACCGGC
Messenger RNA from Lethenteron reissneri (Far Eastern brook lamprey), 10523 nucleotides. RefSeq names its product unconventional myosin-X-like. Gene Ontology annotation, biological process: signal transduction. Gene Ontology annotation, cellular component: cytoskeleton; myosin complex. Lineage: Eukaryota; Metazoa; Chordata; Hyperoartia; Petromyzontiformes; Petromyzontidae. Gene Ontology annotation, molecular function: cytoskeletal motor activity; ATP binding. The record is from RefSeq and is a predicted model, not a curated record.